This is a messenger RNA of Hirsutella rhossiliensis, 531 nucleotides long. RefSeq lists its product as uncharacterized. The transcript has a single exon. NCBI's taxonomy places the organism in Eukaryota, Fungi, Ascomycota, Sordariomycetes, Hypocreales, Ophiocordycipitaceae. The record is from RefSeq and is a predicted model, not a curated record. The coding region runs from base 1 to 531 and encodes 176 amino acids.
AUGAAGGCUCAGGCUAUUGCAACGGUCAUCGUGGCGCUUGCCGGCAACAGCAUCGCUCUUCCUAAGAUGGGUGAUAUUUCCCUCGAGGAGAUGGGCCUCGAGAAGCGAGCAGUCAGCGCCGCUACGUGCCUCAGGAGUCUGUGCUGCCCCAACAGGAAGCGCGACCUCCAGGAACACCAGAAGGCGCAGAGCCCCCAGAAGGGGCAGGCUAUGUCGAGCGAGCAGCAGGCUCAAUGCUUGAUUUGCUGGAGUUUCGGCGUCUGCGACCGCGAGAGCACUCAGCGCGAGGGCGAGACCGGCAGGGUUACUGUCGAGGUCACAAACAAUAUUCAAAACCAGGCCUCCAACAAUGAAAACCCUGGAGGCUUCUGGGUCCGUCGACGUGGCCGCGACUACUGGAUUGACCAAAACGGCUCGUACUGGGAGUGGAAAGGCGGCGAUGACGACGGCGGUUCCGGGAACUGGCGCAUGGGCGGCCACGGUACCCUCACGAACGACGGGGACCGCUGGAAUUACGUGUUUGAAGAUUAG